AUGGGAAAUGCUUCAGACACAUCUGCUGUGUUUGACUCCACCAUCUCCAAGGAGCAUGACAUCUUCAUGGGUUCACUCUACAGCAUCUUUUGUAUACUGUCCCUCGUGGGAAACUGCAUUCUUCUACUUGUUGCAUAUCACAAGCGGUCAACCUUGAAGCCAGCUGAGUUCUUCAUCAUCAAUCUUUCCAUCAGUGACCUUGGAAUGACACUUUCCUUAUUCCCUCUGGCAAUUCCAUCAGCUUUCUCACACAGAUGGCUGUUUGGAGAAUUCACCUGUCAGGUCUAUGCUAUGUGUGGCGUCCUCUUUGGUCUUUGCAGCCUGACCAACCUCACUGCUCUCUCCUUGGUUUGCUGCCUUAAAGUCUGCUUCCCUAACUAUGGUAACAAGUUCUCCUCAACACAUGCUCGCCUCCUGGUGGUUGGAGUGUGGUGUUAUGCAUCAGUGUUUGCUGUGGGGCCCUUAACGCAGUGGGGGCAAUACAGCCCUGAACCCUACGGCACGGCCUGCUGCAUCGACUGGCAUGCGCCGAACCACAAGCUUUCAGCUUUGUCUUACAUCGUCUGCCUUUUCGUCUUCUGCUAUGCACUGCCCUGCACCGUCAUCUUCCUCUCUUACACGUUCAUCCUGCUGACAGUGCGGGGGUCCCGUCAGGCUGUCCAGCAGCAUGUGUCACCACAGACCAAGACCAGCAACGCACAUGCUCUCAUUGUCAAGCUGUCAGUUGCAGUAUGUAUUGGCUUCCUGGGUGCCUGGAGCCCGUAUGCAGCUGUGGCCAUGUGGGCGGCUUUUGGAGAUGCCUCAGGUGUUCCUCCUGAAGCAUUCGCCCUCGCUGCUGUAUUUGCCAAAUCUUCAACCAUCUACAACCCCGUGGUCUACCUGUUGUGUAAGCCAAACUUUCGCGAGUGUCUCUACAAAGACACAACCAUGUUACGACAGAGGAUUUACAGGGGAAGCCCGCAGUCAGAUCCCAAGGAACGCUUUGGAUCCACCUCGCAGCGUAACAAGGACAUGAGCGUCUCAACACGCUUCUCAAAUGGACAGCAGGAGAGCUACGGGGCAUGUUUGCACUGCGCUGAGAAUGCAGCGCCGUGUCAUAUUACCACACCCCAAAGGACUGCGUGCAUCCUGACAGGAUCCACCUACAAAGAGGUGACAGUGAGCCAGCUCUCAGUUAAACCACAGGCUGAUUUGCUCUAG
Messenger RNA from Cheilinus undulatus (humphead wrasse), 1200 nucleotides. It is a transcript of the gene opn7d, whose product is annotated as opsin 7, group member d. Gene Ontology annotation, biological process: G protein-coupled receptor signaling pathway; visual perception. The transcript is spliced from 5 exons. Gene Ontology annotation, molecular function: G protein-coupled receptor activity. Bases 1 to 1200 code for a protein of 399 amino acids. The record is from RefSeq and is a predicted model, not a curated record. Gene Ontology annotation, cellular component: membrane. NCBI's taxonomy places the organism in Eukaryota, Metazoa, Chordata, Actinopteri, Labriformes, Labridae.